AUGGCAACAAAAACCAUUCAAUUUAAUAUUGAUGAGGUAGAUAUGGAGCUGUUUAUCGGUGAAGUUAAACUUGAUCCCGAAAUAUGGAACAUAGCUGACAAUAACUACCACGAUCGAACAAAAAAAAGAGGAGCGUGGAUUGAAAUUUGUAGAGUUUUUUGUGAAGGAUUCGACGAAAAGGAUGAACGGGAUAAAAAUAAUAUGUGUACCUCUUGUAUAAAAAAAUGGCGAAAUGUCAAGGACAACUUUAAAAAAAGUUUAAACAAAACAAAAUCUGGACAGGCAGCUGGAUCAGGAAGAAAAUACAUUUAUGCCCGGCAAUUAUCAUUCUUACAAACUGCAGGUGCUACUACGGAAACACAAUCCAGCUUUGGUAACGACGAAAUAGAGGAAGAGCUAACCCAGCCACAGAAACCGGAACAACCUCCUCCCUACAACCAGCGUUCUAUGAAAAAACGCAAAUCGGAUAUAGAGACCUCCUUAAUUGAUUUUAUGAACACUCCAAUUCCUACUCCAACUGUCAUUCAAGAACUUAAUCCAGACCGUUCAUUUUUCGAAAGUAUUCUACCAUCCAUAUCUGAUUUCACCGAAGACCAGAAACUAGACUUUCGCUAUGAAGUGUAG
Messenger RNA from Aphis gossypii (cotton aphid), 624 nucleotides. RefSeq lists its product as uncharacterized. The transcript is spliced from 2 exons. Gene Ontology annotation, biological process: regulation of transcription by RNA polymerase II. Gene Ontology annotation, cellular component: nucleus; transcription regulator complex. NCBI's taxonomy places the organism in Eukaryota, Metazoa, Arthropoda, Insecta, Hemiptera, Aphididae. The record is from RefSeq and is a predicted model, not a curated record. Gene Ontology annotation, molecular function: DNA binding. The coding region runs from base 1 to 624 and encodes 207 amino acids.